GCUGAGUAAAGGCUGCAGCAUGGAGCCAGAAUCAAAGGGAGCAGGAACUGGCGUCAAACCAUUUACCCCCCAGGAAGCCAGAGAAAUCAUCCAAACUCUGCGGCAACCAGCGGUUUUUACUGACAUGGUCGGCGACUGGCCCGCAAUGCGCUGGACGUCGGUUUAUUUGUCCAGUCUAUUAGGGGAAAAUCUUCUGCGCUUCAGAAUAGGGAGAAGGACGGCAGAGCUAGCUCCUCAGUUUGAAACAGAGUGUGAAUACGUUAAUGGAACUCUUCAACAAUUCCACCACUGGAUCCGCAGCACAUCACAGAACCUCCCCGAGCCAUUCGAUAACUUCAAUAACUCCGAUUAUUGGGGCUAUGCAGACUACAAAUACCUGUCUGCAAUAUUUCACGACAGGCCAGAAAUUCUCCAGGACAUAAUAUGGGCAGAUUUUGGUUUUCCUGGAAGAGAUGGGAAGGAGAGCACCCUCUGGGUUGGGAGUUCAGGGGCCAACACCCCUUGCCACAUUGACUCAUAUGGCUGCAAUCUUGUCCUGCAGGUGGAAGGGAGGAAAACAUGGCACCUCUUUCCCCCCGAAGAUACCACUUACCUAUACCCCACGAGAAUCCCUUACGAGGAGUCCAGUAUUUUCAGCAAAGUUAAUGUUGUUCAUCCUGACUGGUGCCGAUUCCCAUUAUUUUCUAAAGCGCGCCCCUAUGUGGUAACGCUACAUCCCGGGCAGGUGCUUUAUGUCCCGCGACGCUGGUGGCAUUACGUGGAAUCUAUUGAUGAUAUCACCGUUAGCAUCAACACCUGGACUGAACUGGAUUCGGACCAUGAAGCUCGCGUGGAGGAAGCCAUAACACGAAUGGUUGUGUGCGCGUUCAAAUCCACAGACCUUUCCAGCAACAUUAAGGACUGGCUCAAUCCAACAGAGGGGGAAGUAACUUCUCAUGAAACUAAUUUGCUGUAUUUGAACCAAGCACUUGCCAUGUACACAGAUCGCGAGGCAAAGAAAGUGGAGGAUGUGCAGCGAACUCAGGAUCCACCAUUAAAGAGAAAUAAAUUGACCACAGACACGGCCUCCAAUGUGGACCUCUCUGUGUCCUCUCCUCCUUUUGGAAAACAUCUCCUUCCAGUUAUGCCAUCGCCCCCUAGAUCAGAUUUAAGGGGGGCUGGAACAGAUAACAUUGUAUUUGGUGGAGACCACUGUCGGACCCUGAAUUCGGAGACCACGCAAGCAGUGAGUAGCCAGUGGCACGAAACAGCUUCUCCAAACCAAUCGGUGACAAGCGACGACGUGUUGGAGUGUUUGGUGAAUCCGCAAGUGAUCCACCUGGUUAGUCGGCUUUUGCUGAAAAAGAUGAUCUGAUCGAUACCUGGAAAUGAAAUACUAUACGUGGGCACCUUACCAUGGUACAGAACUGGCACAACCUCUAAGGAUGGCAUCAGCAUAAAGAAUGACCCCAAAAUACAGCGCUUACCAUAUAUACCAUGCACUAAGUGAUGGGGAAAGUCUGUGAAAUGAUUGAAUUGCCUGAGAUCGGAAUGUGGGUACAUAUUUCGUGAUUCCUCCAUUGAGCGGUAUAUAGGGGUGCUCUGCGUAGGAUUAGUGAUAUUUUGCAGCUCUAAGAGCAAGAGGUUGUAAUGUUUUUUUAUCAAUCGAUGGGAUUUUUCAAGCCAUCUAUAAAGAGAAAUGUAAUAUUUGCAGAUCUGUGAUAAGAGAAGUAAUUUUUUGGGGUGCGCAGACUGUGGCUAAUGCUCUGCCUGAGAUAUCUUAUAGUGCCUGCUGAAAAUGCUGGUUUCAUUCCUGACACGAUCGAAUCACCUUCCAAGGUCAAUUACCUGGGCAAUAUAUCUACCCUGACCUAAUGAAUUAACCUGAUAUUAUUUUACCGUUACCUGAGUCGCAUCAUAAAACCGGAUUUAUUCAGAAUUUCUAAGGUUCUGGUCUAUUUCCUUGAAUUUACAGGAUAUUAUUUCAAAGUUUAUUAAUAAAAUAUUGUUUUUAACGUUUGA
Pelobates fuscus (common spadefoot toad) is the source of this 2001-nucleotide messenger RNA. RefSeq names its product HSPB1 associated protein 1 (gene HSPBAP1). The record is from RefSeq and is a predicted model, not a curated record. Lineage: Eukaryota; Metazoa; Chordata; Amphibia; Anura; Pelobatidae. Bases 20 to 1354 code for a protein of 444 amino acids. Gene Ontology annotation, molecular function: 2-oxoglutarate-dependent dioxygenase activity. The transcript has 8 exons.